Molecule: messenger RNA, 2594 nt
Organism: Ciona intestinalis (vase tunicate)
Lineage: Eukaryota; Metazoa; Chordata; Ascidiacea; Phlebobranchia; Cionidae
Source: RefSeq, a predicted model, not a curated record
UGUUACAGCACAAUAACAACGUGGUUUCGAUUCUUAUAUCAUUAUCGAAUUGUUUAUUACUUACUUCGGUAUCUACAAUUAUAAUGAGGAGACGAAACCAUGAUAAAGGCAAGAUGAGGUUUAACACAAUUGUAAAAAACGUGAUAAGCGAUUUUGGAGAGGAGGCGAACGAAGGAAAGGAUGGUUACGAUAAACCCUCAGCGACUCUUGGUCGAAAAGAACGCAGAAGACAAAUGAAAAAACAGCGUAAGAGUCGUCAAAUGGAGCCUGUUGAGCACGUUGUAGCGACAGAGCUGGUAAAAUCACAGCCGCCUAAAAACCCCUUUAAAAAAACUAGACAAAAACGAAAACCGGAAAGUGGGGCAACAAAACGGAAGCGAAAGCGAGCGAAACUUCUUGAAAAACAAGAAGAGUUUGUGAGGGAAGACAAUACUGAAGAUGAUAGGACAAUCCAAAACAUUGAAAAGUUGAUGAAAAUAAAGAAGAAAAAGACACUUCCAUCAGCAUUUGCAAGUGACGGAUUGGAUUUUCUACUUGAUGUUAUUGGACAAGGAGAAACUGAAAGCGGAUUAAACGAUCUUAAAAAUGAAACAAAGAACUAUGAGGAUGGUGAUGUCAUCCAUCACAGUGAUGGUCUUGAUAGUGAUGAUGAGGAGGGGGACGAUCAGGAUGAAGAUAUCUUGGAUGAUGUUUUGUCAGAUGUGCCGGAGGAGGAUUUUGAUGAUGCGAGUGAUGAACCAGAUGAGGAGGAUUUGGUUGAAGAAGAUGAGAUGGGAAGUGAUGCUGGUUGGGUGAAUGAAGUUGAAAGUGAAGAUGUUAGUGAAGAAGAAGCAUCUGUUAUUGAUGAUGAAGAAAAUAAUGCUGUUGUUGUAAAACCAGUUGAAACUGAGGAAAGUAUCAGUGGAAAAUAUGUUCCACCUGCCUUGAGACGGAAUAUGUCAGAAAAGGAAAACGAAAAACGAAGAAAACUUGAGCGGCAAAUCAAAGGAUGGUUGAACAGAUUAAGUGAGUCAAAUCUGGGAAUGAUUUGUUCUGAAAUUUGUGCCAUCUAUCAAGUAAAUAGUCGAGCGUUUGUAACUGAGAUAUUGACAGAUGUAAUAUUGGUACAGUUUUUCACUCCCGACCCAAUACCAGAGCGACUUAUAACAGAAUCCUCAAUGUUAAUUGGUGUCCUUUGUCAUAACAUUGGUGUGGAGGUGGUGGCCCAUUUUAUUGAGGCAGCAUGCAGAAAACUGGGCAAAAUUUUUUUGAUGCAAAAUUAUGGAAAAGGAAAGGAAUGUAACAACAUUGUGCAACUUCUCUGUAGUUUGUACCAAGUGCGAACUAUGCAGACACAGAUUGUUUUGGAUUUAAUAGAGAAGUUUAUUGUUGGUUUCACUGAAAAGGACAUUGAACUUCUGGUGCUUGUGUUAAAAAAUGUUGGUUUUCAAUUAAGAAAAGAUAAUCCUAUUCUACUGAAAGAAAUAGUGGAAAAAAUUACCAAACAAUCCCAAGAAUUAACACAAGAUAAUUCUUCUAGAAUGAAAUACAUGCUUGAGGUUUUGACUGCGAUUAAAAACAACAAUGUUCGAAAAGUAACAGAAUACGAUGUAGAACUUUUAAACAACAGAAGAAAGAAAAUCAAACUUUUAAUUAAAGCAGAAUCAGAAAUUUUGCCAGAUGUAUCAUUUCAGGAUCUGGUUGAUGCGGAGACAAAAGGAAGAUGGUGGAUCGUGGGAAGUUCAUGGAAAGGAGUUCCGAUGCUAAAGAAGUCAACGGAAACUACUGUAGAAGUUGACACCAACGUCAGUUCCCAGUUGAUAGAAGCAGCUCGUAAAUUAAGAAUGAAUACUGAUGUUCGUAGGGGAAUAUUUUACGCUAUUAUGUCAGCUGAGGAUUACAUGGAUGCCUUUGAAAGAGUGGUAAAGAUGGGUUUAAAGGGAAAACAACUUCGUGAGAUUAGUCAUGUUGUUGUGGAAUGUUGUAUUCAACAAAGAUCAUUCAACCUCUUCUAUUAUCAUCUACUGAAUAAAUUCUGUCUUUAUAACAGAGAAUUCAUAAUGACAACACAAUGUACAUUCUGGGAUAAGUUUAAACUUCUUGCCUCGUACAGUAAAAUGCAACUUUCGAAUCUAUCAAGUUUAGUUUCAAGUUUGCUUCUUUCGCAAGCACUUCCACUUGCAUGUCUGAAGACACUUGAGUACACGGAAAUGGACAAACCAAUGGUUUCAUUUUUACGUCAGGUUUUAAUUCGGAUAUCAAGAUCAGAAAAUGCAGAUUCUAAAAUAAGUGAGAUUUUCCCGAAACUUGGAUCUAGCAAGCACUCCCUGGUUCGUCAAGGAUUAAAACUUUUUAUUCAACAUUUUAUGCUCGGUGAUGCUAAUUUCAUGAAAGAACAUGAAGAUAUAAAAGACUGUUUAACAAACAUGGAUAAUAAACUCGUGUCUUCAAAGCAAUCAUCAAUUUUUGGUGGAGUGUGUUAAUACUGUUGUGAACUUGUGGUUACCGAAUUUUUUGUUCUGUUUUACAAUUAUGUGUUGGUAUAUGUAUUACUAUUAUGUAUUGGUCCAGUUUGAUAUAUCUGGACUUUUGACAGAAAUGUUAAGUGUAUUUGA